AGCACUAUUACGAUAGUCCUGUUACCCACCACCACCACCACCCCGCCCCCCAAACAAAGUUCAAACGACUGAAUUGCCGAAUCUUCGUUACCUACAAUUGCAUCACGUCCUCCAGCUUUUUUCACGGCUUUCAAGAUGACUGGGAAGAAAACUUUAGAGGAGCUUCAGAGUGAAAUUAAGAAAAUUACCAUUAAUGAAGUAGAGAAACUGAACAAAGCAGAGAAAGGGAAAACUGCAUUUCAGGAAUUCAUGACCAGUUUACAGUCCAGCACAGUUGCUAUAAAGAGGAAAGAAGAUGACCUAAAGGAGAAUAUAAGAGAGCUUCUAAGUGUAGCAGAGACAGAGAAGAGCCAUUUACAGGAGCUGAACUCACAGUCUUUGGAGCCACAGAGGAAGAAUUUGAAAACUGACAUUGCCAAAGCUGAGAAACAAAAGGAUGAUAUUGACAAAGAGCUUGCAGAGGUGACUAGCACCAUCACCCACAAGAAGGAAGUGUUGAAGGAUAUGCAAAACCGAGCCAACUUUUCUAACCAGGAAACUUCUGCCUCCAUAUCUAGAAUAAGAACUGAAUACAGCCUGUACUCAAAGCUCUUCAGUAUCAAGUGGGAUCGCACUGUGCCUGACACUCAUAUCAAAGGCUUUGUUCUCAAACCAACAGAGAAAAGAGUUGUCCCCUUCAAAUUUGACAAGACAUCCCAUUCACAGUUCUUUAUCACAAACUACCUUUGGGAACAGAUCAGCGAGGGUUGUUGCCUGGAUGAGCCCCAGUCAGGCAACAAAAGCUAAUUUGUGUCUUAUUUAAUGUCAAACCAUCUUGUGGAAGAGCAUAAGAAAAAACUUUAUUUUUUAGAUGUAUGCGUGUUUGUGUGGACAUAACACUUUCUUCAGUUCCUCUCUCUCUCUCCUUUUCUGUGAUCUGCACCUCUUCAAUCACUAUAAUUUUAUACCAGUUAUGAUUAAUAAAACUUACUGCAAAA
Molecule: messenger RNA, 977 nt
Organism: Scylla paramamosain (green mud crab)
Lineage: Eukaryota; Metazoa; Arthropoda; Malacostraca; Decapoda; Portunidae
Product: kinetochore protein spc24-like
Exons: 6
Coding region: 136-786 (216 amino acids)
Biological process (GO): chromosome segregation
Cellular component (GO): Ndc80 complex
Molecular function (GO): microtubule binding
Source: RefSeq, a predicted model, not a curated record